Messenger RNA from Stylophora pistillata, 1355 nucleotides. RefSeq lists its product as uncharacterized. The record is from RefSeq and is a predicted model, not a curated record. Lineage: Eukaryota; Metazoa; Cnidaria; Anthozoa; Scleractinia; Pocilloporidae. Gene Ontology annotation, cellular component: mitochondrion. Gene Ontology annotation, molecular function: acetylpyruvate hydrolase activity.
AUGUUGAAAAUUAACUGCAUUGUUACAAACAUUCCAUAUCUUCCUCCAGGCUGUGACGAGCUUCACCAUGAAGUAGAACUUGGUGUUGUGAUUAGUAAGACAGGCGUGUCUAUUCCGGAAUCCAAUGCAAUGGAUUAUGUUGGGGGAUAUGCUCUUGCACUUGAUAUGACUGCAAGAGAUCUUCAAAAUAAAGCCAAGAAGCUGGGUCAACCAUGGACACUUGCUAAAGGUUUUGAUACUGCAUUGCCUGUCAGUAGAUUCGUCUCCAAGACAGAGAUUCCAGAACCUGAUAAUGUCCAUAUUUGGCUGAAAGUUGAUGGAGAACUAAAACAAGAUGGAAACACCCGAGAUAUGAUCUUUACCAUUCCUUAUUUGAUCAGCUUUAUCAGUCAGAGUAUGACUUUAGAGGAAGGAGAUUUAAUUUUGACAGGGACUCCGGAAGGUGUCUCGGAAGUCAAGCCUGGACAAACUAUAGCUUGUGGUCUUGGGGAUAAAGUAGACAUGACAUUUCCUGUAGUGUAGCAGAAACAUGAGAUAGUCAGUAACCCUUUAUACUAACAUCAGUGUGCAUAUUCUCCAUAUUGUUCUCUAUACAUUUCCUAAGGCACCGACAAGGUGAAUUUCUUCAAUAAUCAAGAGCUUCUUCAGUGAGUGAUUAUUUCCUUUUUUCUCAUGACCUUAAUGUGUGAAACAGGGGUGAUAUGUUAAUGAGAAAUAAGAUGCUAGUCAAAUGGUGAAAGUAAAAUACUAACCAUGAACAUCUGUGUUAAGAUUACCUUACUUCAAAAUUUUUAUAAAGAGCUUUUUACAGUUAUGUCAAUGAGCUCUCUUUACCUCAAUUACAUCUUCAGAGUUAAGAAAAGGGUCUUUUUUAAAACAAGGCAUCAAAAAUUCACUUAUCAUAUAGAUAAAAAAAAGAACAUAUUUUCCACCAUUUUUGAAAAAAUUAUGAAUAUUGAAAGGUUGUGAUUUCCAUUUUAUUCUUUCAUUUGUGUAAAGUGAAGACAUCCUCAGGGAGUCUUUAAUCAGAUAUUUUUAUAAAUGCUCAAGAGUAAUCCAAAUUUUACAGACUGCUUUCCAAUCAAAGAUUGAAACAUGAUUCCCAAGUUUUUAUUCAUCCUAAAUCUGGAAUUUCCAUGAUUUUGUGAGAUAAAGGAAAAUUGUAGAAUUGAUGGUCUUGAAUUAAUUAUUGUAAUUAGAAAAGGAGAGAUAAUAAGUUUUUUUAACUACUGUAAUGUUUACCAAUGAAAAAACAUGUGAAUCCUUCGAAGGAAAAGAUACAUAACAACUUUGUGCGAGGUUAAGUUAAUACAAAGGGCUGGAUCUUUGAUCAUUAAAUUUGUUCUCUUUGCUCA